Molecule: messenger RNA, 3112 nt
Organism: Propithecus coquereli (Coquerel's sifaka)
Lineage: Eukaryota; Metazoa; Chordata; Mammalia; Primates; Indriidae
Gene: JPT2
Product: hematological and neurological expressed 1-like
Exons: 5
Coding region: 63-635 (190 amino acids)
Cellular component (GO): nucleus
Source: RefSeq, a predicted model, not a curated record
GCGCGGGGUCGGGCGGGAACGGCGGCGCGGCGGGCAGAGGGCGGUGCCGGGCGGCGGGCGACAUGUUCCAGGGCCCGGAGAGCGAGGGCGGCCGCGCGGGCUCCCGGGCCAUGAAGCCUCCGGGGGGAGAACCGAGCAAUCUUUCUGGAAGUCCAGAAGAAGCUGUUCCUUCAAGCAGGCCUAAUAGGAUGGCAUCUAAUAUUUUUGGACCAACUGAAGAACCUCGGAACAUACCCAAGAGGACAAACCCCCCAGGUGGGAAAGGAAGUGGCAUCUUCGACGAAUCGACUCCCGUGCAGACUCGGCAGCAUCUGAACCCCCCUGGUGGGAAGACCAGUGACAUUUUUGGCUCCCCAGUCACGGCCACUUCCCGCUUGGCACACCCAAACAAACCCAAGGAUCACGUUUUCUUACGUGAAGGAGAAGAGCCAACAUCGGACCUUAAAGCUGCGGUGAGCAUCCCACCUGGAGAAGAGCCGGGCGAGAGAGGCAGCGCCAGGGGAGCGGGCCACGCCGCGGAGCACGGGCCCACGGCCACGGUAGACAGCCACGAGCCCAGGCUGGGGCCGCGGCCUCGCUCGCACAACAAAGUCCUGAACCCACCAGGAGGCAAAUCCAGCAUUUCCUUCUACUAAGCAAUUACUACCUGACCACAGCCAGACGAGAGAGUCAGAGUCGGUGUAGCCAAUACUGUCGUUUCCUGCAGCCCAAGCGAGCCGGGGGGGAAGAGGGUUAGCCGUGUGUGGGAGGCUGGCAGCUCGGGGUCUCCGCUGACAUCACGAGAGGUGCCCAGAGGACCACGCCUUCCAGACUGCGAGAGACAUGUCUUCAUGGGAUAAAAUGCGAGUCCCCUGGCUUUCACCCACUCCUAGUUCCAGACGUGAGAGGAACUCUACGGUGGGCCAGGGCAGGGAGGUGGCGCGGGGUUGUGGGAGGCUUGGUGAAGCCAGGCAGGUGUCCUGCGCCAGCUGAUGGGACACCUGGGAAGGACGGAAAGGAAACAAAACAGCCCGUCCUCUGCGUUGGGGGGAGGGAGCGAAAUGACACGAGGCGCUGGGGACGGCGUCUGGACAACCCCCUCGGAUCCCAACGCCAGGUGCCCCUCACCACGCUCCCCAUCCCGAGGCCACCCUGCUGAGCCCCAGCGUCUCCUGUCUGUUUUAUCCCCAAUGUAUUUUUUUUUUUGCAGUCUUUUCUUAAAACAUCUUGAUGGCUUCUCCUUGGCAGCUUUCAAAAAAACCAAAAAGUUGUCCUCAGUCUUCUGCUUUGUGGAAGGUUUUAGACCCUAAUCCUCUGAGUUGCCCAGUUUCUGCCGCCCAGAGCCCUGGCCCAUCUCAUGCAGGGAUCUGCCCUUCUCUUGCAAGGACGGCCUUGCUCCUUCACCUGCCAGUUUUGCUUGUGAAUUGUUCCUUUUCUUCUCUCAUCACCCUUAAGUCCAGGCCUUUGUUCUUCUCCAGGGAUGUGGACAGUUCCCUAACAAGCCACGGUUCUUCCGCAAGUGCGCGCCACCGACCUUCGCAGGACUUGGAAACUCUGCUCAGACAUGUCCGAGUUAGGGGCUUACUUAGCUUCUCCCGUGUCCCACUUUAUUCGAGCAGUGGGUUGGUGGGAAGAAUCGGUGCUUGAGAACCUUGGAUUCUUUAAUACCUGAAAAGCUAUUUUUAAACACCAGCUUUACGUAAAUGGCUAUUGAUUCUGGUCUGUUCCUGACACCUUCUCAGAAAAAAGUCACUUGCUCAGGUACACCAAAGAGGAACAAAACCUGCUUAGACCACCCUUUGUGAAGCUUUGCAGAACCUCUGGACCAUGGUCACAAUCGUCUGGAAGAGACUGGAGACCUUAGGCCAGGAGCUGAGGUGGUUUAGCAGCAGUCACAGCUGUUCAGUUCCCUGGCACUUGGCGGCUAAGACCGUGGGCAGCUCAUCUGUCAGGCAGAAGUGUCCCCCCGCCCCCGCCGCCGUUCACCCCGAAAAGGCUGCAGUUUCAGUCCCCUGCUUCCCUUGGGCGGGCAUCUGUCUGCAGAGAAGAGUGUCUGGGUGGUGGUAGCUAUUGCUCUGAGUGCCUACAAAGCUAACGCCUGGUGCUAGAAACAUCAUCGUGAUUAAAAUUUACUAAUAGAAAAGCAACAACUGUUAGUGAGGCUCACGCUGGCCUACCUGCUUAAGUGCCUGCAGGAACUGCCUGUCGAGCUCACUUCCUGUGCCUGGCACAUGGAGGCAUCUGCACGAGGCUUUGUCAACCAAAGACAGUCCCCCCUUCAGCUGCCCUGCAGACUUUGGAGCCAAGAAACAGCCAUUCCAUGCGACUCUGUCACAAUUCAAAUGGUUUGUGGUUCAGUCAUUUAUAAGAGAGUUGUUAGGAAUUCAGAGCUUUUUCUUUCCCGUUUAAAAACGUCAUAAAUGGUAGUAAACUUUUUAAGCCCAAACACGCUAAUUUGUUUUACUUAAAAGGAAAUAGUCUGAUGUUAGAAAUGAACGACCACUCACAACGCUUUCUAAUGGAAAAAGGUUUGUGAACCACGCUGCAUUGCCAAGAACAAACCUGACAUUGCCCUGCUGGCCCUGCCCCCUCCCUCGAGCCCUCUGUCAGCCAGGUGCGGGGAGCUCUCUAGUUCUGCCCGCUGGCAGGCACUUCGGGUGGAGAAGGGAGAAGCCAGGGAUGAGAAGGAACGUCUUGGGGAGUGAGGAAGCCGUCAACCAGAGCAAAGGCCCCUGGGCAGCACUGACAGAACUCACCUCACUCUUUUCCCAUCGCCUGCCUUUCCUUGGCUGAGGCUGCGGGGCUGGUCAGGGAGAAGAGGAGGAGAGUCGCUGCACACGGAGCCCCACUGUGGUUGCCAUCUGCAUUUAGAGGGUAUUCUAUACAUUGGGGACUGCCUGUACUUGGAAGAUUAAAAAAUUAGCAUCCUGUUUUCCACCUCUAAGCUGCAUUGAGAAAUAACUACUCUGUACUUUGAUUAAGCCUUAAAGCUUUUAAGUGCAUUUGGUGCCAACAUUUUUCUAGAGCUGUAUCUAAACCAAAAAACCUAUACUCAUAUCUCAAUGUAAUUUUGAUAGGAACAUUUUUGUUAUUUUUACAAGGCAGAAUUGGAUAUAACAGUUUAAUAAACUUA